Prorocentrum cordatum is the source of this 683-nucleotide messenger RNA. The record is from the annotation of a GenBank genome assembly. NCBI's taxonomy places the organism in Eukaryota, Dinophyceae, Prorocentrales, Prorocentraceae.
AUGGCGGCGGCGGCCGCGGCCUUGAUCGCGCGCAUGCUGCGCGAGUGCGUCUCCCCCAGCAUCUUGGACAUCUUGGGCUUCCGCGCGCAGGACCUGGAGGCUGACAUCACGAGCGCCACUCGCGAGAACGACUUCGGCGAUUUUUUUUGUGGCGAGGGCGGCGUCUACUCGGCGUGCAGGGCCAGGAACCUCAAGGGGUUUAAGAUGGACAAGCUCCACGGCUCGUGCCACGACCUGCUCACCAACAUCGGCAUGGCAAACGCCACCAGGGGGGUGUUGUCUAUCAAAGAGGGUGGCAUGAUCGGCGGCGGACCACCUUGCAGUUUGUUCGUCUUCAUGAGCUCAUCUUACCACAAGCGCACGAAAGUCACCCCCCUCGGAGAUGAGUCGAAGUCUCAGGUCCUCCAGGCAAACUACAUAGCUGCGUUCUGGGUGUUCCUCCUGACAAUCGCUAGCAUUCGCCGCGUGUGGUGGUGGACUGAGCAACCUGGGACGAGCAAGAUGUUCAACUUGCCAUGCUGGGAAAAAUUUCAAGACAUGUUGGAUCAUCUACAUGCGUACCGUUUCAUCAACUUCUGGAUGGGGAACUGGGGCCAUGACAUCCCGAAGCCGACAAUCAUAGUUACGAACUGCCUCGCCCUGAAUUCCCUGGUGCUGGCCAACGCGGGUGAGAAGCCGCAGAA